AGCAGAGAAUGGAAGAAACCUGUUUACUGGUCAUCCUGCUGCUCUCAGGAGGACUUUCCACUCUUCCUCCCCACUCCAGAGAAUACCACUUUGUGAACCAGCUGAAGACCUGGACUGAAGCUCAGAGUUACUGCAGAGAACACUUCACUGACUUGGUCACCAUCUACAACAGCAACAUCAACCAACUGCUUGUGACAAUGGCACAAAAUGUUGACUGGGCUUGGACAGGGCUCUAUAAUGAUCGUUACAGCUGGAAGUGGUCCAUGGAGGGAAAACUUUUUUAUGUUGGCAGCACACAUGAAUUUUUGAUCUGGGCUAACGGCCAACCAGACUGUGUAAAUGCAAAGGAAUACUGUGUGGCUCUUCAGGGACAAACACAGAUGGAUGAUAGACCCUGUGGAGCUUCUUACCCUUUCCUGUGUUACAAUGCCAGCAGUUCAAGUUAUAUCUUAGUGAAUGAGAGCCGCUCCUGGUCAGCGGCUCAGUCGUACUGCAGGACAUACCACACAGACCUGACCAGUAUAAGAAGCAAAGAGGAGAAAUCCAACAUCACGCUCACUUUGAAUGGAUCAGGGGUUCAGUAUGUGUGGAUUGGUCUCUACAGGGAUCCCUGGGCCUUCUGGUCUGACAACACAACCUCCACAUUCACUAACUGGAAUCCUGCUGAGCCUAAUAACCUCAAUCCCAAUGAGUACUGUGUAUCAAUGUAUGUAUUAUCUGGAAAAUGGUAUGAUGGUGGCUGUAACUACAGAAUCCGUUUUUUCUGUUUCACAGCAGUGACAAAGCAAACAGUGGUGAAAAUGAAGCUUCAGUCAGAGGCAGACAUGCACAGCACAGAGAUCCAGCAGCAGGUUUCACAGCAGCUGUCAGGCCUCAUGCUGUCAGAAGGACUGACAGACUUCAGGAUUCGUUGGAGGAAAGUCCAGAGUUACCGUGACGACCAGUCGAAGAAGCAGGAUGUGGACGGUGGCUGCAAAACUGAAGUCUGACUGGACUGAACCACUUCAUGUGUGAAGUUAAUAACAUGCUGUGCUGAGCUGUCUCAUCCUUUGAAUCUUUCAAUAUUUCAGAGUGUAAAGUUCCACCAACAGCUCAUUUGUUCAGCUGCAGUUGUAGUUUGGUAGAAAUUCUUUAAUCAGAGGUCCACUCACUAGUUUUCCUGAUAGGCUCUAGUCUCUUGUUUUGUUUUGCAGCGUCUCUUUCAACACUUUAGACACUGUCCUUCUGUGGACGUCACUGCACAGGCUUUGUCUGUGUGCAGUUUAUUAGGAUCCAUAGUUCUGUUUCAUCUGACAGCAUCCUCUGCUGACUUACACAAAUGAUGGAGAGGAAAGUGAAGAGAGCCAGAGAUCUGCUUGAGGAGGUCAGGGGGGGACAACAAAACAUUGUACUGUUUAUGUCCUGUUUCUACUUCUGCUGUUUAAUAACUGUAACAGCCAUAAAUGAGACCAUAACAGUCCCAAACCUUAUCUGAUAGAAAUUUGGUUCAUCGCUUUCAAUGGAGUGCAGUUUCAAAGCAUGCUGGAUGUCCUCGUAUCUGUCAUUUUAACUUGACUGCCACUUUGUAGGAGCAGACAGAGUCACAGAGACCUAACUGUAGUAAGCAGAGCAGGUGAUGGGUAAAGCUUGUGCUGGUGUUGCCAUAGUUACUGUUGUGAUCUUAGUUUUUGACUUGUACUUUCUCCUGUGUUAACAUGUUUGUCUACUUUUGUGUUUGUAGCUUUCAGCUUUCUUCUAGUUAUAAUUUAAAGGGUUUUUACGUGUUCAGUUUCUUUUAUUUCAAGUAAUAAAACAGCUAUUUGAUUGAAAACGAUGCAUCGAUGUAGAUAGGUAUACAGAAAGUAAUAUAAAGCAAGAGAUACAUAUUUAAAAAAUUAUGGAAAUAUGCAGAGGGUUUUUAUUGCCUUGUGCGGCUCCUUUUCUUAUUCAAUAAUUUGACUAUAGAACAUUUACAUCUUGCCCACACUGACAAUUUGGUUUGUUUCAUUAGCUUGGCUGGAGUGAACUCAUGAAAAUAGGGACUAUUUUUCUAUUAUUAAGUGAAUAAGUGAAUGUGAUUUCUACAAUCUAAAAAAGAGCAGCUGUAGUGGAAACAGGAAGGUUGAGAGAAGACAGCUGACUGAAAACUCCAGAGAAACUUAUACAUGUUUAGUUAAACUGGUGCUGGUAAGUAUUUUAUAUGCAUGUUGCAGUUAUGCUUUGUACUACAAUUGUGUUUAAUAUAUAACUUUUUAUUAAUGACAGUAAAAGGUCAAAUCCCAAUGUUCCUGCUCAGACAUGAAGGUUGAACGUUGUCUCAGAGUAAAACUGGAUGCCUGAGGUCUCACAAAGUUCUCUUGAAUAUUUUCUGUGCGUCUGUAUGUUUUCAGACUUUAACUUAAGGCAUUACUCACAGUUUAUACCACUGUGAUGUUAACCACAGGUUAACCAGGGCAAUCAUGAAAACACUACGAAAAAAAAAAACCUUAAAUAAGCAGAAGAGAAAAAACUAACUCUUAACCCAUAGAACCGCGUUUUUAGUCACUGAAAACGGAGAUUUUUAAAAAUGCUUUGGCAUGUUCCUAGCAGCGUUUUCCUUCAUUUCUGCCUUUA
This is a messenger RNA of Haplochromis burtoni (Burton's mouthbrooder), 2592 nucleotides long. RefSeq names its product macrophage mannose receptor 1-like. NCBI's taxonomy places the organism in Eukaryota, Metazoa, Chordata, Actinopteri, Cichliformes, Cichlidae. The transcript is spliced from 5 exons. The coding region runs from base 9 to 989 and encodes 326 amino acids. The record is from RefSeq and is a predicted model, not a curated record.